AUGGCAGAAGAGCAUGGCACUUCCCAGCCCGAUCCGUCAAGAUCAGCCGCUUCACCCUCUCCACCUCCCCCUGCCUCGGUUCCCCUUACGCCAGGGCCUCGCGCAGCCGUUCUGCAGAAAGUUUUCGACCAGGCGCUUGCACGCACGCUUCGGGCGAACUCGUACGCCAAUUUCUCGGGUUGUUUCCCUACGCCGGCGAAAUAUGUCCCGUCAAGUUUGGAGUCGGUGUGGCGACAGCUGAAUGCGAAAUUGGAAGAGAGCGCUCGAGCGGAAUUCGAAGAUAUCAUUCGCGAGAGGGACGCAGUGCAUCAAUUAAACGAGCUAGAUAGGCUCGUUGGGGAGGCAGUAUAUAGAAGGGACAACGGCCAGGGAGAUGGUGAUGUUGCCGCCCAUACUCUAACGCCAGAUGAACUGUACCGUGCUCAUCUUACACCGUACCUACAGGAGGCUCAGGAAACUUUGAAUUCUAAAAUUGAGUCUACUCAGAACGAAAACGCUGAACUUGCGCAGCGGGUUCAGACGCAGAGGAUGGAAAUCGAGAACCUACUAUCUAGUUUUGACUCUGUGGUGGCGGACCUAGAAGGGGCCGCAGCUGCAGCGACCCAAUUUUGCCAGGACCAUGAUCUCCGUAAAGAGGCUAUUCAAAUGGACGAAGAAGUAAAGGACAACUCGGACAUCUGA
Molecule: messenger RNA, 681 nt
Organism: Aspergillus tanneri
Lineage: Eukaryota; Fungi; Ascomycota; Eurotiomycetes; Eurotiales; Aspergillaceae
Product: PMF1/NNF1 family protein
Exons: 2
Coding region: 1-681 (226 amino acids)
Biological process (GO): chromosome segregation
Cellular component (GO): MIS12/MIND type complex
Source: RefSeq, a predicted model, not a curated record